Molecule: messenger RNA, 1765 nt
Organism: Amborella trichopoda
Lineage: Eukaryota; Viridiplantae; Streptophyta; Magnoliopsida; Amborellales; Amborellaceae
Gene: KASI
Product: 3-ketoacyl-acyl carrier protein synthase I
Biological process (GO): fatty acid biosynthetic process
Cellular component (GO): mitochondrion
Molecular function (GO): 3-oxoacyl-[acyl-carrier-protein] synthase activity
Source: RefSeq, a predicted model, not a curated record
GUUGCAUUUGCUUGCGCUACUAAGAUUCAGUGAUUGCGCGCUGUCACACGUUCACAAGCAUAAGGAGGCUGCAGCAAGAGAGAGAGGGCGCCAUGCAGCAGCACAUCCUCCACCAUCCUAUGGCUUCCUCCUCACUUUCGCUCUCUAACUCUCAACCGCUCAAGAAGCAUUACUCACCGCCUCUUUCUAAUCCAGGUAGGAGAGUGUCGAGGAAUGUAGUAAGAUGUGAAGCUCCAAAGAGAGAGAAAGAUCCAAAGAAGAGAGUGGUGAUAACGGGGAUGGGGCUUGUGUCGGUGUUUGGAAACGAUGUGGAUGCAUACUACGGUAAGUUGUUGGAGGGGCAGAGUGGGAUUGGCCCCAUUGACAGAUUUGAUGCCUCCAAAUUCCCGACCAGGUUCGGGGGGCAGAUUCGUGGGUUCACCGCUGAUGGGUACAUUGAUGGGAAGAACGACCGCCGCCUUGAUGAUUGCUUGCGCUAUUGCAUUGUGAGUGGCAAGAAGGCCCUUGAGAAUGCUGGCCUCCCAAUCGUCAAUCUCAGCAAGAUUGACAAGGAGCGGGCUGGUGUUCUUGUUGGGACUGGUAUGGGCGGUCUGACAGUCUUUUCAGAGGGUGUUCAGGCACUUAUAGAGAAAGGCCCCAGGCGCAUAACUCCAUUCUUCAUUCCUUAUGCCAUCACUAAUAUGGGCUCUGCAUUGCUUGCAAUUGAGCUUGGUUUUAUGGGCCCGAACUAUUCAAUAUCCACUGCUUGUGCCACAUCCAACUAUUGUUUUUAUGCUGCUGCUAACCAUAUCCGUCGAGGUGAAGCUGACUUGAUGAUUGCUGGUGGGACGGAAGCUGCAAUUAUUCCCAUUGGUUUGGGAGGAUUUGUUGCUUGUAGAGCUCUAUCACAAAGAAAUGAUGACCCUCAAACUGCUUCAAGGCCAUGGGAUAAGGAUCGAGAUGGUUUUGUUAUGGGUGAAGGUGCUGGAGUAUUGGUGAUGGAGAGUUUGGAACAUGCAAUGAAGCGUGAUGCACCAAUUAUUGCUGAGUACUUAGGAGGUGCAGUUAAUUGUGAUGCUUAUCACAUGACUGAUCCAAGAGGAGAUGGACUUGGUGUUUCCACUUGCAUUGAGAGAAGUCUUGAGGAUGCUGGUGUGGCUCCCGAAGAGGUGAACUACAUAAAUGCACAUGCGACGUCAACGCUUGCAGGGGACUUGGCGGAGGUAAAUGCAAUCAAGAAAGUCUUCAAGAACACUUCUAGAAUCAAAAUUAAUGCGACCAAGUCUAUGAUAGGGCAUUGUCUAGGAGCAGCAGGGGGCUUAGAAGCCAUUGCAACAGUGAAGGCCAUUACUACAGGAUGGUUACACCCCACUAUAAAUCAAUUUAAUCCAGAGCCUUCAGUGGAGUUUGAUACAGUAGCAAAUGUUAAGAAGCAGCAUGAAGUGAAUGUUGGUAUUUCCAAUUCAUUUGGGUUUGGAGGGCACAAUUCUGUGGUGGCAUUUGCUCCAUUUAAGCCGUGAUGUUGGUCUCACUGAUUGAUCCCGCAUCAAUUUUCUCACUCAAUCCUGAUUAUACUAGUUUCAAAUCAUCUAUUAACUUGUAGACAUCAUUAGUUUCAGAAUUUGAUGAUGCCUCGAGCUAUAGAAACUUCUAUGAAACUUGCCCCGUAAGGCAAAUCCGGCGCAUGAGCUUGUUAUUGAUUGAGAUUUAUUAAUUUUGACAUUGAGCUGCUCAGUAAUAGUUUUGAGUAGUUUUUUCAUUAUAGAUAUGAAUUUCCUUUCGUCCA